Molecule: messenger RNA, 3423 nt
Organism: Mollisia scopiformis
Lineage: Eukaryota; Fungi; Ascomycota; Leotiomycetes; Helotiales; Mollisiaceae
Product: SAPS-domain-containing protein
Exons: 3
Coding region: 153-3125 (990 amino acids)
Cellular component (GO): cytosol; nucleus
Molecular function (GO): protein phosphatase binding; protein phosphatase regulator activity
Source: RefSeq, a predicted model, not a curated record
UCUUCGUCGGGAAAAUAUCUUUGGCGGCUCUAGCGACAUACGACGUACCUCGCAUGACCAACUUCCAGCUAUUGCCUGUCUUACAAAACGAUAUUCAUCUCGCUCUACCGCCACAUUCCCGGUGGCAGACGAGUGCAGUCACAUAAUUCAAGAUGUUUUGGCGAUUCGGCGGAUACGCCAACAUCUCCACAAUUGAUACAAUUCUCGACAAGCCCGAUGUUACACUCGAAGAGCUGUUGGAUGAGAGCGACCUGAUACAAGAGCUCAAGCAACAUAACACCAAACUCAUUGAGUAUUUGAGGGAAGACAAGAUCCUAGAGAGACUCCUAGAAUACGUUGUAGCGCCCAAAUUAGAGGUCGUUGCUUCGGAGGAGGAAGCUACCGAGGAACAAGCUAAAGAAACAGAAGGGAAAGGAAAGGAACGUUUCUCAGCGACCUGGCCGCCUCCAGAAGACGAAGAUGAGAAGGAAAAGAAACGAAAUCGUUAUGCCUACGUCUCUGCUGAGGUAUUGUCUUCUGACAACUGGUCAAUAUGCGAAUCCUUGAUGGAAAACCAAACUCUUCUACGGAAAUUCUGGGAAUUCCUCAAGUUGCCUCCACCUCUUGAUCCUCUACAAGCCAGUUAUUUUACUAAGGUCAACGAAGCCCUACUCGACAAGAAAACCGAGGAGAUGCUCGAGUUCUUCAAGUCAAUUGAUGGAGCGGUCAAGAAUAUGCUCCAACAUGUUGAUUCACCUAUGGUUAUGGAUUUGCUUUUGAAGAUCAUAAGUUUGGAGAAGGCAGAGGGUGGACAAGGCAUAGUUGACUGGCUGCAUUCUCAGGACCUAAUGCCAAUCUUGCUAUCAUUCCUCUCUUCCGAACACUCUUGGGCUACACAAACUUCUGCCGGAGAUUUCUUAAAGGCUAUUAUUACCAUAUCUGCGAAUGCAUCCCAGAACGAGCAGUCCUGUAUCGGUCCGAAUGAGUUGACCAGACAAUUGGUGUCCCAGCCGUGCAUUGAGAAGCUCAUAUCAGAUAUGCUUAAAGGAGGUAAUCCUUUGACGGUUGGCGUUGGAAUUGUGAUUGAGGUCAUCCGCAAGAACAACUCCGAUUACGACCCAGACGUUGGGGCAGAAGCGAAUUCUGUUCCUUCCUCCCGAGAUCCAAUUUACCUUGGCACACUUCUUCGCAUGUUCGCCCAACGAGUUCCAGACUUUAUGGAGUUGAUUCUGAGUCCAAACCAUACAAUUGGAGGUGGCGACGGACCUGUCACCAUUCGGAGAAAGGAACUCAGCGCAGCAUUCGGUGGGAAGAUCGAACCAUUAGGAUUUGAUAGAUUUAAGACUUGCGAAUUGAUGGCUGAGCUCCUACACUGCAGCAACAUGGGUCUCUUGAACGAGGUUGGGAGUGAAGAAUUCGUCAAAUCAAGAGAUAUGGAACGCGAGAGACUGAAGGCGGAAGGCAAAUUGGGUGUUGCGGCAAACCCCUCCAAUCAUUCCAGUGGUGAAGAUCUCACCAUGAAAUCUUCGACUCAAACUCGCCUAGGAUCUCCUGAAGGAACUCGAAAACUUGAAGUCCAGAAUGCUUCCGACGACGAUGGUUUCGAAGAAGUCAAUCACUCAACUGAGGACGACAGCAAGGACGACUUCGACGAGAGAUUCGACGUGAAACAUGAGGGCGAGGAUAAUAAUUUGACUCCCACUCCUGCGCCACUGUCCUUCAUGGACAAAGAUGACGAAGAGUUUGUGGACGAGCCAUUAAGUUCACCACGAUUAAAACUCGAAGAGAUGGACCAUACACAUCAAAUGGAGGAGCCAGAUAUGACUGUGUUACCACUGUCGCCUACCAAGGAGCUGUCUCAGCAAGUCGGAUCUCUCGAUCUUCAACAAGAAGACACUCCCAUGACCUCCCCACCUCCGUCAGUUGAAAGCGUAGAUGUCGAAGAUAGCGAGCCUUCUUCAGGUGAGUCGAACAAGCCUUCACCAGAGACGUCAGAAGAAUCGGCCGACAGCCCUCCAAAAGAAGAACACGCCGAGUCGCAUGAUCCUAUUGCAACAGAUGAAACUCCAAUGCCGGAUCCAUUAGAUGUUGCCCGACCAGAAGAUGUUCCUGCACCACUGUUUGCAAAAAAGAGUGAGCCAGAGCAACAGGAAGUACCACCACCGGUGCCAGAAGUGGGCGCCAGCCUCGAGAGCCUUGACACGACAAUGGGCGAAGCCGGCGAUAGUUCUCAACUGAUCGCUAUGGCCAAUACGGAUGAGCACAACCAAGCUGCUGAAGAAAGCCGGAUCACUCCUGUUGUUGGAGACUUCCUCAAGAUGCAAUUCGUGGAGCACAAAGUUGUUCCAACUAUCUUGGAUUUCUUUUUCCGUUUCCCAUGGAAUAACUUUCUACAUAAUGUGGUAUACGAUGUUGUUCAGCAGGUCUUCAAUGGCCCGAUGGAUCGAGGAUUUAAUCGAUCACUCGCAAUUGAUCUUUUCGAGACUGGCGAUAUCACUAUGCGCAUUGUUGAUGGCCAGAGAAAGAGCGAUGAAGCUCAAGAAAAGAACCGGAUGAGGCUGGGAUAUAUGGGUCACCUGACCCUCAUCGCCGAGGAGGUCGUAAAAUUCACGGAGCGACAUCCACCCGAGCUUCUGUCGGAUUCUGUCUUGGAGAAGGUGAUGAACGGCGAAUGGAUCACGUACGUUGAGGUAACUCUGGCUGAAACAAGAGAGCGAGACAAUGCCAUCCUUGGAGGUGUGAGACCAGACAUGUCUGUUGGCCCUCGUCAAGCUGUCAUGAACGCAGUGAACGCAGCCAACAAUUUCGGCGGUUCGUCCGCCUUAGCAGAAGCUGGACUGAAUGGAGCAGCCGGACUCGACACCAUUGAUCUGGCGAAUGGAAAUGGCACAUCGGCAUUUACUCUUAGCAGCGGCACCCUUCUCAGUGGUUUCGGCAGCUCGAGCGACGAAGAGGAUGACGAAAUGGACGAAGAUAAUGAUGAAGAAGGUGGAAGGAAUAAUAGUGGCGCGGCUGAAGUGGGUCAUUCUGUUCCUCCAGCCCCCAAUCUUGACAAGUUCGACGAAGAAGAAGUCGAUUACGAAUAUUUGGAGCAACUCGAUCGCGAGACCCCCUUGUUUCCUGAGGGAGGAGUCCGGGACGAAUGAACUCUAUUUCAUUUUCUUGUACAUUAUUUUGCAUCACUACCGGCGUUUUCUUUGGGUCUCUGACAGCCGAUCUUGUCAACAUUGGGAGAUGAGUUCUUAAAUCUAGAUUUAUGAACAUGUCUCUCACUUGCGAUUGAUUGCCGAGAAUGAUUGAUGACUGCUCCACUGAGCGGACUUCGUGCCAGGUGUGACAGGAGGAUUAUAAAAUACUGACGAAUUGUUUUUCUCUAGUUCUCGAGAUACAUAUCGACGCCAUCAACAACUACAGCAACGAGUUCCGAUCUUGACCCUCCUUCAG